This is a messenger RNA of Striga hermonthica, 972 nucleotides long. NCBI's taxonomy places the organism in Eukaryota, Viridiplantae, Streptophyta, Magnoliopsida, Lamiales, Orobanchaceae. The record is from the annotation of a GenBank genome assembly.
AUGGACCCUUCUCCAAUCGGCUCGUUCUACGAUUUCCUGACGAGGGGCGUCGACGAACUGGAGAGCGUGUUCCAGUCGAGCGACUUCAUGUCGGUGGUGUUCGUGCAGAGGGCGCUGUCGCUGCUGAGGUCGUCGCACGACCGGCUGACGGUGCUCGUGCAGAAGCUUCACCUUCCGGUGGGCGAAAAGUGGCUCGACGAGUACAUGGACGAGAGCUCGAGGCUGUGGGAGGCCUGCCGGAUUCUGAAAGCAGGGGCCGCCGGCAUGGAGGGUUUCUGCGCGGCCGGGAUGGACGUCACGGCGGCGCUCGACGGCCACCGCCACCUGAGCCCACAGCUUUCGCGACAGGUAAUCAGAGCAAUAUCAGGAUGCAGAAGGGAAGCAGUUGGGCUUGAAGAAGAAAACAGGUCCUUGAUGGAGACCCGAAUCGAACCCCUCACGCUUCUAAAAUUCGAUGAGAACAUGUCAAUACAGUCGAGGCUCAACGGGUUCAAUGGCUUUCGAGGGGUCCUCUACGCCAUGCGACACGUCAGCUCAUUUCUUCUAAUGGUCUUGCUUUGUGGGCUUGUCUACUCGUGGCCCGACCCGUCUAACCCUUUGAGAAACAUAAACGGGUACGAACAAGGGUGCCUCUUUUUUGGGUCGGCCUUCAUGAUUUCCAUGGCCCGACUUCAGCAGAGAGUUGAUGCCGAAAUGGGCCGGGCCUCGGCCCAAUGUGGGGUUCUCCUGCACGAGUUUCGGAGGUCGCGGGCUGCAAUGGACGAGCUGAGGGGGGAGCUCGAGAUGAGGUGUUCACAAGGGGUGGUGGAGUGGGAAUCAGAGGUGGGGAUAAGGGAUAGAGUCGAGAAGUUGAGGGGCUAUUUCACAAUUUUGAGGGCCGGGACGGAGAAUAUAAUCGGGCAGCUCGACGAUUUCUUUGACGAGAUUGUGGAGGGGAGGAAGAAGCUGUUGGAUUUGUGCAGUCAUAGGUAG